CCGCGCUUUGAGAUAUGGAAUGCUAGCGGAGAACGCCUGCAAAAACUGGAAGCUAUGGUGGAACUGCGUCGGCUACGUUCCGCGGUUAAUUAGGCUUAAGAACGACUGGUGGUUCGUCGUUCUGACGGCGAAAAGAACGCUGCUGUUGGCAAACGCUUUACAUGAAUCCCUUGACCAAUGUCAAGAAUAUUACCAAGCUCAAUGAAACCGAAUUAAAACUCGGAGUUACCGAAAAGACAUCCUGGCACAAGAAGUACAAAGACAGUGCUUGGAUUUUCAUCGGUGGUUUGGACUAUCAGCUAACGGAAGGCGACGUGAUCUGCGUAUUUUCACAGUACGGGGAGGUCGUGAACAUCAAUUUAAUCCGUGAUAAAAAGACUGGAAAGUCAAAAGGCUACUGCUUUCUCUGUUACGAAGACCAGCGCAGCACUGUCCUAUCAGUGGACAACCUUAACGGCAUUUCGCUGUGCAAGCGCACCAUUCGUGUGGACCACGUGGAGAACUACAGGCCACCCAAGGACUCCGAGGACCUUGACGCACUGAUGGCAAAGCUGCAUCGCGAAGGCUGCGCUCCUGAGACAGUAGCACGAGAUGAUCACAAGUCCGAGGACGACUCUGAGGACGAGAUGGGGGCUGAGGAUGGUCCGCAGAAGGGGCCACCUCCGGCAGACAGCCGUGGGGAUGACCCCGAGUAUGCCAAGCGUCUUAAGAAGGAGAAAAAGAAAUUGAAGAAGGAGCGCAAGAAGAAGAAGCGUCUCAAGCGGGAGAAGCGCAAGCUCAAGCGCAUGGCUGCAAAGACUGGCAGCAACAGCAGCAGCCACAACCAGGCGGGAUCUGGGGGUGGAGGAGGCCAGUCAUCGGAGUCUGCAAGCUCUGGAGACUCGGGCAGCGCGUCGGACAACAGCCCGGUGCGGCCUCUAUCACCUCCACCGCCACAACAGGGUGCUGGUGAUGGCCCUCCACCGGCCAAUGGUUUACCGCGCCCACCCAUCACAGGCAUCCAGAGCCGGCUGGUCAAACUGGCCAUGGCUGACUACCCACUGAGCCCUGUGCGGCCAUGCUCACCAAGCCCUUCAGACCGGAAACGGCGCACACCUCCGGCAGGCUACCGGUCACCCUCUUUCCAAAGGAGGUCUCCAUCGCCCCGGCAGGCUCGUCCGCGAAGUCCGCGCAGAACGCCGAGCUCGCCGCGCCGGCGAUCGCCAAGUCCUCGCAAACGCUCGCCAAGGCGUUCGCGGAGCCCACGCCGCCGUUCCCCCAGUCCGAGGCGUCGUUCGCUUAGCCCGAGGCGCCGGUCUCCACCUAGCCCGAGGCGCCGGUCUCCACCUAGCCCUAGGCGUCGGUCUCCGCCUAGCCCGAGAAGACGUCGUUCGCCAAGCCCCAGACGUCGUUCGCCAAGUCCUAGGCGCCGCUCUCCCAGUCCUAGGCGUCGUUCACCAAGCCCCAGGCGACGCUCUCCCAGUCCGAGACGUCGUUCGCCAAGCCCCAGGCGCCGAUCUCCCAGUCCCAGGCGCCGCUCUCCCAGCCCCAGGCACCGCUCUCCCAGUCCCAGGCGCCGUUCGAUAAGUCCCAGACGUCGUUCUCCCAGUCCCAGGCGCCGCUCUCCCAGCCCAAAGCGCCGAUCGCCGAGUCCCAGGCGUCAUUCACCCAGCCCGAGGCAUCGGUCAGCGAGUCCCAAAAGGCAUUCGCCCAGUCCACGGAGGCAGUCGCCAUCCAGGCAGUCGGCCAGUCCGGCACAGCGAUCGGCAAGCCCUCGCCAGCAGUCUGUGUCACCGCCACCGCCCCCUCGCCGUACUUCCCUUAGUCCGAGCAACCAACGCUCGGCGAGUCCGCGACCACGCUCCCCCAGUCCGCAGCGCAGUUCUUCUAGCCCGCAUCGGCCUACACCGAGCCCUCCGCGCCGCCGAUCCCCAAGCCCACGACGAAGGUCGCCAAGCCCUCCGCGCCGCCGUUCGCCGAGCCCGCGACGAAGGUCGCCCAGCCCUCCGCGCCGCCGAUCCCCGAGUCCACGACGAAGGUCGCCCAGCCCUCCGCGCCGCCGAUCCCCGAGUCCACGACGAAGGUCGCCAAGCCCGCGUCGUCGCAGCCCGAGCCCGCGUCGUCGCAGCCCGAGCCCGCGUCGUCGUAGCCCGAGCCCGCGCCGUCGUAGUCCGAGCCCGCGCCGUCGUAGCCCGAGCCCACCGCGACGCCGUUCGCCCAGCCCCAGGCGACGUUCACCUAGCCCUGCACGUCGCCGGUCGCGCAGUCCCCGAAGGAAAUCCCGUAGUCCACGCCGGCGAUCUCGCAGUCCAAGGCGCCGUGGUCGUCGCUCACGGAGCGCGAAGCGCCGCUUGUCGCGCAGCCCGGCGCGCAAGAGGAGCCGCUCUCGUCGUCGCUCGCGCUCGCCCCGCCGUCGCAGCCCCCGGCAUUCGCGGAGCAGGAGCCGCUCUCGGCGCCCCUCGCCGCGUAGCAGGAGGUCGGGGAGCAGGCACCGCGGUCGGCGGUCGCGAAGCCGGGACCGGCACCAUCGCUGACCACCACACCACCGCCAUCAUGUGUCACCACCUGUUCUUGUCAUGUGUUCCUCGUAAUAAAGAGCGCCGCCGCGACAUGCGGCUCAUUGUCACAGCCUA
Messenger RNA from Dermacentor albipictus, 2612 nucleotides. RefSeq lists its product as uncharacterized. Gene Ontology annotation, molecular function: RNA binding. Lineage: Eukaryota; Metazoa; Arthropoda; Arachnida; Ixodida; Ixodidae. Gene Ontology annotation, cellular component: precatalytic spliceosome; U2 snRNP; catalytic step 2 spliceosome. Gene Ontology annotation, biological process: mRNA splicing, via spliceosome. The record is from RefSeq and is a predicted model, not a curated record.